Molecule: messenger RNA, 480 nt
Organism: Adineta steineri
Lineage: Eukaryota; Metazoa; Rotifera; Eurotatoria; Adinetida; Adinetidae
Source: the annotation of a GenBank genome assembly
AUGGCUCAAAACUGCGUUGCAACGGGGUGCAAACCACCAGAUAGUCCUUGUUGUUCUCGAUAUGGCUUUUGUGGUGGCACAGCUGAGCACUGUGAUGCUGCUGAUGGAUGUCAAACAGGCUGUUGGCCUGCAAGCAAUAAAACCAAACUUUAUCAUCAUUGCAUCACUUUUCGAUAUCGUCCUAAAGUGACACAAGCUCAGAUUGAUUCAGUUACCAAAGCUUAUAUUGAUGUUGAAAAUAAAGCUUUGAUAAAUGGAAAAAAGUACAUAAAAAUUGCUGGUGGUCGUACAAUUAGUACUAAGGGUAUAGAAAGCAACUUCAGAAAUGGAUUUGUACUCACAUUUACUAGUGCUGCUGAUCGAUUCCAUUUAAUGUGUUGUGAAAAAGCUCAUCAAGACUUUGGUAACUUUAUGGGUCAAUAUGUUACACAGAUAGGAUAUAAUGUUGGAUUCGAUUUUGAAGAAGAGAUUUCUACUUAA